Staurois parvus is the source of this 294-nucleotide messenger RNA. Lineage: Eukaryota; Metazoa; Chordata; Amphibia; Anura; Ranidae. The record is from the annotation of a GenBank genome assembly.
AUAGGGUGUGUCCAUCAGUGCGCCCCCUUACAUUAGGUGUCACCAUCAGAGUGCAACUUUACAUCAUGUAUUCCCAUCACAUCAGGUGUGCCCAUCAGAAUGCUUCUUUACAUCAGUUGUCCCCAUCAGAGUGCCCCUUUACAUAAGAUAUUCCUGUCAGAUACCCCUUUCUAUCAUACUUCCCCAUCAGAGUGCCCCUUUACAUCAUAUUCCCUAUAAGAGGGACCCUUUCCAUCACAUGUGCCCAUCACAGUGUCCCUUUCCACAGUAUGUGCCCAUUUGUGCCCCCUUAAA